AUGAACAAGCGCUCAACCGAGGCCUCGAUCGUCGUAUUCGUAAAAGGCCUCUCUCUGGCUCUCGUCUUCCUCGGUUCUCCAGCUCACUUUUCUCCUUGUUUUCGCUCAUUUGCCAUUGCGUAUACGCCGUACUUUUCUUGCUAUUCGUCGCAGAGCCAGCGACUGCCGGCGACACGGUUGACGGUCGCCAUGCCGCCUCGCAGGGCCUUGCGCAGGCCGCACAAGAAGUCUAGGCUUGGAUGCGAAGAGUGUAAACGUCGCCAUGUCAAGUCUUCGUCGUCAAGCACGACUCGAUCAUCCUCUGCCCCAAUUCCCCGUUCGUCCUCAUCCACCGCUGCCGACUCAACUGUCACAACACCUGUGACCGUCCCACCUACGCUGGUCUCCUUAGGCCUGUUGUCUAACGUUUCGACGCCAUCGCUAUCCAUAACCUCUAUUCCUGGCCCAGAUUCCACAACACCACCAUCGGUGCAAUGUGGCGCGUUGUGUUCACCUGUCAACAUUCAUCAUAUGGAGCUUUUCAGCCAGUUCCUCCUCGACACAGGUCCGAGCCUUUACGAGGGAGGGAGUACUGAUUAUAAGCGUUUCCAUGCUAUUGUGCCUAUUGCGCUCUCUGCUCCGUAUGCCAUGUAUCAAAUACUGGCGAUUUCUGCCCUGCACUUGAGCCAUAUAAGGACUGCCCAAGCGAGUCAUUAUCACGAGGAAGCCACGGCCCUCCAAACCGAGGCAUUAAGUCGGUUUAAUGAUGUCUUGCCCGAAAUCACGAUUGAUAGUUGUGCACCUAUGCUGCUAUUCUCGACCCUUCUCAGCCUUCAUACCCUUGAGGAAGCAGUCACAGCCUCGGAAACGGAUGCAGGUGGAUUCUUGGACAGGUUCGUCAUGUAUCUGGAUCUUCACAGGGGCGUGCGUGCCGUUACUAGCGAAUCAUGGCAGUUGCUGUUGCACUCUAACAUUUCGUCUCCGCUUCGUCAUGCGGAACGCGCAUUAGAAUCUGCCUCUUUACAAUCUAAUGAGCAAGCCACUUUCGUCGCUGACCGACUGCAUGUCCUGGUUAACGACGCUGAUAUGGGACCAGAAUCCGAGCAAGCAUGCCGUGAAGCUGUGGAGAGUCUACAGCUCGUUUAUCGGUCUACAUCCUCGAUAGGAAAGACAUCUCCCGAGAGUGACCCUGGCGUGGUUUGGGCAUGGCCUACCUUGCUGUCAGGCGUUUUCACUAAACUUCUUAUAAAACGAAACCCCGAGGCACUCAUCAUUCUUUGCCACUACGCAGUUCUCCUUCAUCGAAGACGUCACAUAUGGCUCGUACGCAAUGCUGGUCAGAUGCUCAUUUCUGAGAUCACACGGUUUCUUGGCACGUAUUGGUCAGACUGGCUCGACUGGCCGAACAAGGUACUCCCAGACCUUCUCUGA
Parastagonospora nodorum SN15 is the source of this 1410-nucleotide messenger RNA. RefSeq lists its product as hypothetical. Gene Ontology annotation, biological process: regulation of transcription by RNA polymerase II. NCBI's taxonomy places the organism in Eukaryota, Fungi, Ascomycota, Dothideomycetes, Pleosporales, Phaeosphaeriaceae. The transcript is spliced from 2 exons. The record is from RefSeq and is a predicted model, not a curated record. Gene Ontology annotation, molecular function: DNA-binding transcription activator activity, RNA polymerase II-specific. The coding region runs from base 1 to 1410 and encodes 469 amino acids.